This is a messenger RNA of Pseudomassariella vexata, 1132 nucleotides long. Its product is annotated as GTPase CDC42. Gene Ontology annotation, biological process: small GTPase-mediated signal transduction. Gene Ontology annotation, molecular function: GTP binding; GTPase activity. The record is from RefSeq and is a predicted model, not a curated record. NCBI's taxonomy places the organism in Eukaryota, Fungi, Ascomycota, Sordariomycetes, Amphisphaeriales, Pseudomassariaceae. The coding region runs from base 235 to 819 and encodes 194 amino acids. The transcript is spliced from 4 exons.
CACCUCGCUCGGCCCCUCUUUCUCUCACUCGCGAGACCAACAAGAACCCCGACUCCACCGCCCAGUCGUCGUAACGCCAAUCCCGUCAUAAAGUUCCUGCCGCUGCCAAAGUCACCGCGCACCCUCCAUUAUCGCUCCCCAGUGCACAACACGCGAUAAGGAAACAACCCGACUUCUGCAGGGACUUCAACUUCCAGCUACUGCUCCUUUGAAGGAGCCCUUCGACAGGUCAAUAUGGUGGUCGCAACGAUCAAGUGCGUGGUAGUAGGCGACGGUGCUGUCGGCAAGACAUGUCUGCUCAUCAGCUACACGACCAACAAGUUCCCUUCGGAAUAUGUACCGACCGUCUUUGACAACUAUGCCGUCACCGUUAUGAUCGGAGACGAGCCUUACACGCUGGGAUUGUUCGAUACCGCUGGACAAGAAGAUUACGACAGGCUUAGACCCUUAUCAUACCCGCAGACCGAUGUCUUCCUCGUCUGUUUCAGCGUCACAUCCCCUGCAUCGUUCGAGAACGUCCGGGAGAAAUGGUUUCCCGAGGUCCAUCACCACUGCCCUGGAGUACCCUGCCUCAUCGUCGGCACCCAGACAGAUUUAAGGGACGACCCGAGUGUCAGGGAAAAGCUGUCAAAACAGAAGAUGCAGCCGGUCCGUAAGGAGGAUGGAGAACGCAUGGCCAAGGAGCUCGGUGCCGUAAAGUACGUUGAGUGCAGUGCCUUGACGCAGUACAAGUUGAAGGAUGUGUUUGAUGAGGCCAUCGUCGCGGCUCUGGAGCCCCCUGCACCGAAGAAGAAAUCGCACAAGUGCCUCAUUUUGUAGGGACUAAUUUCUGCAUCAGAAGCGUACCCAUCGGCCGGCUACGCAGUAUUCCCGUCAACCUUGUAUGCGACCAGGGACCCGGCUUGGAGGUACAUCUUCAAAUACAAAUUCUGCUUUUUGUCAUCACAGCGAUCUAGACUUUGGAGGAGAGGUGUCUGCGUCAGCAAAGGCAGACAGUAUUUCAGGAGUAGCAGCCGCAAGCUCCUACGUAGGACGGACUGCGAAAAUCGAUUUGCAUCGGCCAACAGGUAGAAAGGUGCUGCCAGGACAGACUUCUGAGAAUUGUCAUCCUCGGCCACAGGGCACCUUGGAU